Messenger RNA from Glarea lozoyensis ATCC 20868, 708 nucleotides. Its product is annotated as C2H2 and C2HC zinc finger. The coding region runs from base 1 to 708 and encodes 235 amino acids. The transcript has a single exon. Gene Ontology annotation, molecular function: nucleic acid binding; zinc ion binding. Gene Ontology annotation, cellular component: U4/U6 x U5 tri-snRNP complex; spliceosomal complex. Gene Ontology annotation, biological process: mRNA splicing, via spliceosome. The record is from RefSeq and is a predicted model, not a curated record. Lineage: Eukaryota; Fungi; Ascomycota; Leotiomycetes; Helotiales; Helotiaceae.
AUGUCCGGCCACAAAGGCGCCUACGAAACCAACGCCACCGACACCGAUUUCCGCAAAAAGUACGACCGCGCCGAAUACGCUCAGAAAGCUGCAGAGCGCGAAGCGAAAGAGAAGGAAGAAGGCAAAGCGCGGUAUGAGGCUAAGCUUGCGGGAAAGAAAUACUACAAACCCCUCGAGGGAAAUGAAAGUCUCACAACCGCGCGCGCAAGUCGGUUAGACGUCAGUCAGAAUGUAGGCAAAGUAAUGCUGAUGCCCGCCGGGGCAGCGACGGGAAAGAGAGGGAGAGGCGCGGGUUUUUGGUGUGAGGCGUGUGAUCUUACUUUCAAGGAUAAUUUACAGUGGGUGGAACAUGAGAAUAGCAUGCAGCAUUUGAGGAAUAUUGGACAGACGGGGGAGGUUAAGAGGGCGGGGGUUGAUGAUGUGAGGGCUAGGAUCGAAGCGCUGUGGGAGGCGAUGGAGGAGGAGAAGAGACAGGAUAAGAAGACGCUUGGGGAGAGGUUGGAGGUUAGGGCGGUGGAGGAGGAGAAGCAGAGGGAGGAACGGAGGAGAAAGAGGAGGGAAUUGGUGGAAAGGAAGAAGGCGGGCAAGAUUAAGGUUGAGGAGGAUGUUAAGGCUUAUGGGGACGAUGUUAGGGUUGAGGGAGAACAUGAUGUUGAUGAUAUGGCUGCCUUGAUGGGGUUUGGGGGUUUUGGAGGUUCGAAGAAAUGA